Messenger RNA from Rotaria sp. Silwood1, 5466 nucleotides. The record is from the annotation of a GenBank genome assembly. Lineage: Eukaryota; Metazoa; Rotifera; Eurotatoria; Philodinida; Philodinidae.
AUGGCUUCAUUAUUGAGGCCGUUCAUCAUCGGUCUUAUUUUGUUUUUUUCUAUUCUUAGUCAAAUUGAAACUCGAACUGCUCAAAAUGAUGAUGAUGUAUCAAAGAUUAGAGUAAAAAGACAAGAAUAUAAUCCAUAUCCUUAUGAUCAUCGACAACGAUAUCCUCAACCUCCAUCUGGACAAUAUCCACCAAAAGAUCCUAGUGAAACACAUGUUCAAGGUACUGAAUGUAAAGGUUGUGGUCCACGACGUGAUUGUCAAUGCCCAGGAAAAGGUGCUAUGGGUAUAACUGGUCCACAGGGUUUUCCAGGUAUUCCAGGUGAUCGUGGUCUUAAAGGUCCCUCAGGACGACCAGGUAAUACAGGUGUUUCUGGUGAAAAAGGUGAUCGUGGUCAAUAUGGUAACAAAGGAGAACGAGGUGAUGAUGGUUUAUUGCCUAUUGAUGGUCAAAAUGGUUUUCCCGGACAGCCUGGUGCUGUCGGUCCACGUGGUAUUCCUGGUGUACCCGGUUGUAAUGGUAGCAAGGGUGAACCCGGUGACGAUGGUCGCAUUGGAUUAGAUGGUCUACCGGGUUCUCCUGGUAUACCAGGAUCAGCGGGUCUGAUAGGUGAACCAGGUGACUCAAUUGGUCUUGGUGGUGUUGUACCCGGACCACGUGGUGAUCCUGGCAUGCCUGGUCGUUCUGGUGUACCCGGUUGGCCUGGCCCUCCCGGUCCUCCAGGUUUGUCAGGUCCAUUAGGACCACCAGGUCCAGAUGGUGGCCCUGGACCAAGAGGUGAUUCAGGAUUACCAGGACCAGAUGGUCCCACAAGCUAUGGUAACAAAGGUCAACGUGGUGAUCCAGGCGAUAAUGCUCCUACACCAGUCGAUCCAGUACCAUAUGGUCGUUUGCGAGGUAUUACAAAUGUUCAAGGGCCACCUGGUAUGCGUGGUCCAGAUGGUGAUCGUGGUUAUAAAGGAGACCGUGGUCAACCUGGCUAUUUAGGUAUCGAUGGUUUACAAGGACCUAAAGGAGAAAAAGGUGAAAUUGGUGCACAUGGAUCACAGGGUAAAAUCGGUAAAGAAGGUCCUUCUGGUCCAUAUGGAAUCAAAGGCGAAGCAGGUCCACCUGGUCCACCUGGAAGUGAUGGUCUUCCUGGCGAAUCUGGUCAAUCUGGUUAUCCUGGUCCUAAAGGUCAACGUGGUGAUCAUGGUGUAAAUGGUCCAAAUACUUAUGGUACCAGACGUUCUCGACCACUUCCUGGACCACCAGGUUAUCCUGGAAUGACAGGUGAUGCUGGACCAAAUGGUUUUCCUGGUGCUCCUGGUUUUCCUGGUCGAGAAGGUCUUAAAGGUGAACGAGGUGAUUAUGGUUCGCCCGGUCGACCUGGUCCUAUGGGUGAAACAGCUGAUGCCGAAAAGGGUGAUCGAGGUUCUGAUGGACUUCCUGGUCCUUCUGGACCACCUGGACCUGCUGGCAUUCCGGGUGAAAAAGGUGCUAUAGGCGAAAAAGGAUUACCUGGUGAAGAGACAUACGGACCACGUGGAAAUAAUGGACUUCCGGGACGUACUGGAUAUCCUGGUUUACCCGGACUAUCAGGUGAUAUUGGUGAACCAGGUUUACCAGGUCUACCAGGUGAUGCAAGUUUUCAAGGUUAUCAAGGAUACGGUCCUCCGGGUUCACAAGGAUAUCCAGGUCGACCAGGUCAACCAGGCGCACCCGGCUUUCCUGGUGUUCCCGGAUCGAAAGGUGAUGCUGGUGACCCUGGUGGUUGUGGAUUUUGUCCACCUGCUACUUCUGGUCUUCCAGGUGAUCGUGGUAGCCAAGGUUAUCGUGGUCGACCAGGUUUAACUGGAGCACCUGGCUUUCGAGGUGAAAAAGGCGAUAGCGGACCCAGUGGAUCUUCUGGACCAAAUGGUUUACCUGGACCAGAUGGAAUUCCUGGUCGAGAUGGUUAUCCAGGUUUGUCAGGACGUAAAGGUGAAUCUGGCGAAUUGAUUGGUGCUGAUGGCAUUAAAGGUCGUCGAGGAAUACCGGGUGAAUCAGGAGUUAAAGGUUAUCAUGGUGAUGUUGGUGAGCCUGGUGUUAAUGGACGUGAUGGCUAUGACGGUAUUCCUGGUGCACCUGGUCUACGCGGUCCUCCAGGUGAUGUUGGACGAUCAGGAACUGCGGGUAUUUCAGGACCUAAAGGUCCACAAGGUCCAUCUGGACCACCAGGUCAAGUAUUUGCACGUGGGCCACGUGGUGACCAAGGUGAAAGUGGUCCACAAGGUAAAACUGGACGAUCUGGUCUACCUGGUCCACCUGGUGAUGAUGCGCCGGUUCCAGUGAUUACACCUGGUGAGCGAGGAAUUAAAGGAUAUCCGGGUGAUCAAGGUUUUGCUGGUCAACCUGGUGCUCCUGGAUUACCUGGACGAGAUGGUCUACCUGGUGGUAAUGGUUUUCCUGGUCCAAAGGGUGAAGAUGGUCGACCUGGCUUUCCUGGAGUACCAGGAGAAAAUGGUGUUAAAGGUUAUCCGGGUAUGGAUGGACGACCUGGUCUUGAUGGACGACCUGGCCUUCCAGGAAUGAGUGGACAACCUGGUCUACCUGGCUUACCAGGAGCUAAAGGACAACGAGGUGAAACUGCUGUCGCAACAAUAUCUGGACCACCAGGCGCUCCAGGUCCAAAAGGUGUUACUGGUGAACGUGGUGCACCUGGUAUUGCAGGAAGUCGUGGUCUACCUGGCCAACGUGGUUUACCUGGUAAUCCAGGUGUAAAUGGUCUUCCGGGACAAGCUGGUCUACAAGGACAAAAAGGAGAAAGAGGUGGUACUGGAACUGCUUGGCAAGGUGAUAUUGGUUUGCCUGGUGUACGUGGUCGACCCGGAGCCCCUGGAAUGGCUGGAGCUCCAGGUAGUCCCGGUCUAGCUGGUUUUCGUGGUUUACCUGGUGAUUUGGGUCGACCAGGUCAAAAUGGUGCACCUGGCUUUCCAGGCAAACCUGGCGAACGAGGUGAUAAUGGACUUGAUGGAUUUCCUGGUUUGAUUGGAAUGAAAGGUCGUCCUGGUGUACCUGGUGAACGUGGAUUACCUGGCAGUGCUGGCCCAAAUGGACUUCCCGGUUUUCCAGGACCUAAAGGUCUUCCAGGUGAUGUCGGAGAACCAGGUCUUCAUGGUGGCUAUGGUCUACCAGGUCAAAAAGGAGGAAUUGGUGAGCCUGGUGAAGUUGGUCUACCGGGUAUUAAAGGUCUUCCAGGAGAAUCUGGUUCAUUUGGUUCCAAAGGAUUUCCAGGCGAAGUUGGAUUCUCCGGCUUACCUGGCUCUCCUGGUUUACCUGGUCGUGAUGGACGUCCUGGUUUACCUGGUUUGAAAGGAGAAGUAGGUGAUUGGUUUAAAGGCGUUAAUGGAAUACGAGGUGAACCUGGUUUACCUGGCCUUCCUGGUAUUCCGGGUACUACGGGUUUUCGUGGAUUGCCCGGCCUUCCAGGUGCUAUGGGACUACGUGGACAACCAGGUCUUAUUGGAUAUCCAGGUCUUUCGGGUCUUAGUGGUGCACCUGGCUUACCCGGACUGAAAGGUCAACCAGGACAAAGCGGUCUUCCUGGACUUGUUGGACCUCCAGGUGAUCGAGGUCUUCCUGGUCGUCCUGGUUUACCAGGUAUAACUGGUCUGAAAGGAAUGAGUGGAGAACCAGGUCGAGAUGGACGAGCUACAGAAGCAGGACGAAAAGGAGAACCAGGUGAUGUUGGUCCAUCUGGAAUUCCAGGACUUUCUGGAAUGAUUGGUGAUGUUGGUAUGUAUGAUUUAGUAAAUCGUUUUUCAUUUUCAAAUGGUACACCAGGUAUUACUGGUCCACAGGGAGCUCCAGGUCGUGAUGGUCUUCCAGGUUUACCAGGCGAAAAAGGUUUAGCAGGCAUACCAGGAAAAACAGGACGACAAGGUUUACCUGGUAUACCAGGAUCUAAAGGAAGUGCUGGCUAUCCUGGCCGUCCUGGUAUGAAAGGUGUACAAGGUGAAAGUGGUGGUCGCUCUUUACCAGGUCUUCGUGGUGAUCCUGGUCGCGAUGGUCUUCCAGGUCGAGCAGGUCUUCGAGGACCACCUGGUGACAUUGGUCCACCUGGUCCACCUGGUCGUGAUGGUCGUGGAGUAACUGGUUUACGAGGACCAACGGGAGAUCGUGGUCGCGAUGGUUUAUCAGGUCGACCAGGUCCAAGUGGCUUUCCUGGACGAGAUGGUAAACCAGGUUUAGCUGGACCUCCUGGUAUACCGGGCCUUCUUGGAAUCAACGGCCUUCCUGGUAUAUCAGGUGCUGCUGGUGCAAAAGGAUUACCGGGUCAACCAGGACCAGCUGGAAAUCCAGGUUCACCUGGAAGACGAGGAGAGUCAGGCACACCAGGUGUGCCAGGAAUUCCAGGUCGUAAAGGAGAAAUAGGUGAUGCAGGUUUACCAGGUGCUGAUGGAUUCCCAGGUAUACCAGGUCCAAAAGGAGAAACAACACGAGUAGAAGCUUUGGUACAACCAGGUACAAAAGGUGAACGUGGAGAUCAAGGAUUUUCUGGUGCUAAUGGAUUACCAGGUAAAAUUGGUCUUCAUGGACCAAAAGGUUAUCCAGGUCAAGUUGGUCUUGCUGGUCGCCCAGGCAGUCCAGGAUCAUUAGGAGCUCGUGGACCAAUCGGUGAUGUUGGAUUUCCAGGAGCACCCGGUUUACAUGGGUCACCAGGAUCACCAGGUAUUGCUGGUCUUCAAGGUCUUCCAGGAGAUACAGGUGAAGGUUCAUUCAUAUUUGCACGUCAUAGUCAAGAUAAAACAACUCCACAAUGUCCAUAUGGAACAACAAAAAUGCAAGAUGGUUUUUCAUUUAUGGGUAUGCAAGGUGAUACCUAUGCUGCUCAUCAAGAUCUUGGUGGAUCUGGUAGUUGUUUACGUCGUUUUAGUGCAAUGCCAUUUUUAUUUUGUGAUAUUGGUAAUUCAUGUCAUUAUGCAUCACGUAAUGAUUAUUCAUAUUGGUUAUCAACAAAUGAACCAAUGUCAUCAAGUAUGGCACCAUUUGAAGCACGUGAUAUACCAAAUCAUUUAAGUCGUUGUGUUGUUUGUGAAUCAGCAACACCUGUAUUUACAAUUCAUAGUCAGUCACAACGUGUCCCAACAUGUCCUGAUGGAUAUGAUCUUCUAUGGACUGGUUAUAGUUUUGUAUUUACAUCAGCUGAUGGUGGUCGUGGUGAUCAACAAAGUUUACAAUCACCAGGUUCAUGUCUUGAAAAAUAUCAUGAUCGACCAUAUUUUCAUUGCAAAGAUCAUUCACAUUGCAAUUAUUAUCCAAAUAUGAUGACAUUCUAUUUAGCUACGUUAGAUGAUUAUACCGGCUUUGAAAAACCCAAAUUACUUACAUUAAAAGCUGGUACACAAAGACAACAUGUUAGUCGAUGUGCUGUAUGUCAUGCUAAUCUAUUUAAACAAACAACUUAUGGACCAUCUGCAUUUUUUGCACAAGUCAAGAAAAUUUAA